This is a messenger RNA of Seminavis robusta, 846 nucleotides long. NCBI's taxonomy places the organism in Eukaryota, Bacillariophyta, Bacillariophyceae, Naviculales, Naviculaceae. The record is from the annotation of a GenBank genome assembly.
CUGUAGGCAAAAGCAUAUCUUCUUUCUUUUCCAGACAAGGUUACAACUACGGUCCAGGUAGCUAGUGCCAGGAGCUGUUUACAGAUACCGUUUGAACCCGAGGGUGAUUUCUGCAUUGCUCUGUUCUCAGACUGCACAAAAAAUGAGGUUUGGCGUCUGUACGUCAGCCUGUUACGCCAAUACAUCUUUUCCACCAACAGACACCCCUCGCGAUGACAAGCAUUCAGUGGAGUUGACGGCUUUCAUGUCAUACCGUAUUGCAUGUGUCGGUACGGUAUCUUUUAUCUAUCACGCAUAGCACAUACAAUAGAUUCAUCAGAUUAUUCCUAGCUACCAGUGGUACUUCUUCCAAGCAAGAAUGUUUUCGCGACAAGCACUCUGCUCGCAAGGGCGACGGCUCUAUUCAAGAGGAACAAAAUUUAAUCGGUAUUUGUCAUCCAAGUCUUCCAAGAACGACACUGCUGUUGCUGCUGACCAGCAACCACCGCCUCCAACAAAGAAGAAAGGCCUGCUCUACCGAAUGGCCCCACCAAAGGGAGGAACGGAGCCACCUGAUGCCAAGUUUCUCGCCAUUGCCAGUGUGGUCUGUGUGGCUGGAUACUACGCUUGGUUUGUGGAUCCACCUCGCAGGGCAGCAGAGGGCAGAUAGAUACAUGUAGCGAUGCAAGAAAGCAGCCGGCACACGCUAGCUAGUAGACCUAGCACUAAAUUUGUGAAAGCAGCCUUUGUGAACGGCGUUCUAUGGACAGUGCAACGUUCGUAAUAUAAUGGGUAUGGAGAAACAGAUGUAGGUGGCUUUGGUCUUAUGUUCAUGCUACAGUAGCAAGUAGAAACACAUACCCGGGC